AUGGUCAUUAAAGUUUUGAAUAUCAUUUAUAACCCUUUAGUGGUUUCCUUUUCCUUGGUAUGUCUUACCACCUACCUCCAAUCCACGCAAAUAUCUGAACUUUUAAGAUCAAACCUUCAGAUUACCUACCUCGACAUCAACGCCUAUCUCAAGGACAUCUUGUCCAACAUCAUCAACAUCAUCUUCCUCGUAAGGUUUACUGGUGGGCUCAGAAGGUCUAUGGUGAUAGAAAUCCCCUUUUUAAUGAUCCAAUCAAUCAUUGUGGGAUAUUUGUUCUAUAACUUCAAAUUCGGCUUCAACUACGAAUCGAGUCUUUUCAUCCUUCAGAUAGUUUGUCCAGCAUUGAUCAAUAUCAUCAAUUUCCAGGAUUUUUUGAGUAAAAUCAUUGGUUUUAAGGAGUUAUUGGCUAACUUGAACAAUAACUGUUUACCCAUAUUGUUAACUAACUCGUUUUGUUUGAUAAAUUUGGAUUUCAAACUCCUUAACUUUAACCUCCAUCAAGAUGGAAGUGAAUAUUUAUUGUUGGCUUAUCAAAUUCUCUUGAUAUCACUCAAAUUCUACUGUUUGUUCCAGUAUAUUUGGGUAGAGGUGUUGAAUAUCUUUGAGUAUGCUCAAGAAGAGAAGUUGAAUUUGAACCAUAACAACUAUUUGAUUUUGGCUUGUACGUUGAUGAUGAUAUUCGACAUGAUGUAUGUUUUCAUCAUACUUAACUUUAGAUAG
Molecule: messenger RNA, 720 nt
Organism: Yamadazyma jaroonii
Lineage: Eukaryota; Fungi; Ascomycota; Pichiomycetes; Serinales; Debaryomycetaceae
Source: the annotation of a GenBank genome assembly